AUGGGCGCCAUGGACGCCCUCAAUAGCGACAUCCUCCUCCUGGUCGGGGACUACCUUGACUCCCACAACGACCGUUACAAUGCCACCUUCGUCAACCGCCGCUUCAACGGUCUCUUCCCUCGCUCUCUCUACCGCUCAGCGGCGUUGAAGAACCGCUCGCAGGUGCAGUCCUUCUUAAAGGCAAUCUUGCUGCGACCGGACCUUGCCGGCGUCGUCCGGUCUCUAGACUUCAGCGACUGGCAGUUCCAGCAAGGUCAUGACCUCACCGAGCCCGAACUUUCCUUAUUCAUCGCAUGGGCCGCUGCCAUCGCCCAUUCAGAGGCAGAGUCCUCCCAAUGGGAGAAAGAUCUCCGCUCCGGCGUAGACGAGGCCUGGCUCGCGCUUCUACUUUCGUCAGUGCACAACGUCAGACAGCUCAAGCUGGUCUACCCAUCACUACCGACAGAGCCGCGCGGGUAUCCCUAUCUGGACCGCGUGUUCGAGCGGGCUACGGCGCGCCAGAAGCCGUUUGAUGCCAGCCCGGGGUUUCACCGGCUAGGGGAGGUGUCGCUUCGACAGGUCACUGGGCCUGAUGAUGACCAGGGGACGUUCUCCCCGUCGCAGGUUAUGCCGUUUCUGCAGAUGCCGUUACUCCAGACGCUGGCUGUGGAUUCGCUGAUUGAGUAUCGGCCUGAUGCCGACAGCGAAGAACAAGCCGGGGAUGAAACGGCCGAGCAGAAGCCAGAGAAAGAAGACAGCAAAGAAGACAGCAAAAAAGACAGUAAAGAAGACAGCAAUGUACGAUCAUACGUCUCGGAAAUCACACUCACAGCCAGCAAUGGCGCCCGGGGUAUGGACGAGCUGAUUGCGUUCUGCCCGUCGCUCAAAUCGCUCAAGUAUCAGCACUCGGACGCCCGGCUGCUGGCCGAUGGAUUCCAGCCCUCUGCGUUCAACCAGUCGCUGUCUCGCAACAAGAACACGCUCGAGACAAUCUGGCUCGAUAACCUGGGCGAACACCUCCCGUUUACAAUCAACGGGCUCAACGAAUCCCACGACGAGUGGUUCGGGUCCUUUGCGGACUUUACCGUCCUCAAGGACCUGCGCAUCCGCCUGCCCAACCUCCUCGACGUGCAGUACCAGAUGGAGCCGUCACUACCGCUGACGGAGGUCUUGCCCUCGUCGAUCGAGUCGCUCUACAUCGAGGGUUGCAAGGAGCACUCGCUGUCCAUGCUCACCCGGCAGGUGAAGGCCGUGCUGGAGGCGCGCAAGACGCGGUUCAAGGCACUGCAGUGUCUGCACAUCGAGGGGGUCUUCCACGACGACGACGAAGACGCCGACACGUCUGGCGACGGCGGCGGCACUGGGGGUGGGCGAGUAAUUAAACCGCGUGUUUAUGAGAUGGUGGAGCCUUUGCAGGAGGACUGUGCAGCGGCCGGUGUGCAGCUGUUCCUGCGCGACCGCAUGUGCUUGCAGACGAUGGACUGA
Molecule: messenger RNA, 1464 nt
Organism: Aspergillus puulaauensis
Lineage: Eukaryota; Fungi; Ascomycota; Eurotiomycetes; Eurotiales; Aspergillaceae
Exons: 1
Coding region: 1-1464 (487 amino acids)
Source: RefSeq, a predicted model, not a curated record